UUUUUCCUCCUUUUCCCUCCCAUUUUCCCUCCGCUCCCCUCCCCCGACUUCGCCGGCGCUUGACAGGAGGGUGGUCACGUGCCGGCCGCAAAGCGCCUCUUUGCGACCUCAGUGACAGCGAAAAUGUGCGACAGGCGCCGCGGAGGCAGGGAGGGAGCGGCGCUGCCUCCUCCUCCUCCUUCUCUACCACCUCCUCCUCCUCCUUCUUUUCCACCUCUUCCUCCUCCUCCUCUUCUUCUCCGGGCCAGCAGCUGAGGCAGCGCUGCCCGUUCCCGGCCCCGCUCCCGGCCCCCUACCCGCCUCUCCUUCUCUUUCUCUCUCUCUCUCUCUCUCCUCUCUCUCCUCCUUCCUCCCCUCCUCUGCCCGCAGCCGCCGCGCCCCGGCCGCCACCGAGCAGCCAGGUAGGGCAGGCCGGGGACACCGCGGGAGCCUGAGAGGAACCCCAGAGGAACCCGGCGCCUCCAUGAGCUCCUAACUCCCUCCCCCUGCCCCGUCCUCUCCGGCAGCAGCUCCAGGUGCGCGGGUCAGAGCGGAGCCGGGGACGCAGCCGCCUGCAAUGGCGUCCAACAUGGACCGAGAAAUGAUAUUGGCUGAUUUCCAGGCAUGUACUGGUAUUGAAAAUAUUGAUGAAGCUAUAACGUUGCUUGAACAAAAUAACUGGGAUUUAGUGGCAGCUAUAAAUGGUGUAAUACCACAAGAAAAUGGCAUUCUGCAAAGUGAGUAUGGUGGGGAGACUUUACAUGGACCAGCAUAUGGCCCCACCACUCAUUCUCCAGCAGCUUCUUCAACUCCUUCCUCAUCCUCAGCAUUUCGCCACGUAGUGCCAUCCAGACAGAUAGUGGAACGACAGCCUCGAAUGCUUGACUUCAGGGUUGAGUACAGAGACAGAAAUGUGGAUGUAGUACUUGAAGACAGCUCCACAGUUGGAGAUAUCAAACAUAUUCUAGAAAAUGAACUUCAGAUUCCUUCAUCUAAAAUGCUGUUAAAAGGGUGGAAGACUGGAGAUGUAGAUGAUAGUACUGUUUUAAAAACUCUACACUUGCCAAAAAAUAAUAGUCUUUAUGUUCUAACACCUGACCUGCCUCCUCCUUCUUCAAGUCAUUCUGGGGCCCUGCAGGAGUCAUUAAAUCAGAACUUCAUGCUGAUUGUCACCCAUCGAGAAGUCCAGCGGGAGUACAACCUCAACUUCUCAGGAAGCAGUACCAUUCAGGAGGUUAAGCGGAACGUGUAUGACCUAACGAGCAUCCCUGUCCGUCACCAGCUCUGGGAAGGUUGGCCUCCUUCUGCUACUGAUGACUCAAUGACCCUGGCUGUAUCAGGGCUGACGUUUCCUUGCCAUCGACUUACAGUUGGAAGAAGAUCUUCACCUGUACAAACAAGGGAACAGUCAGAGGAGCAAUGCACUGAUGUUCACAUGGUGAGUGACAGUGAUGGAGAUGACUUUGAAGAUGCUACUGAGUUUGGAGUUGAUGAUGGAGAAAUGUUUGGAGUAGCUUCAUCUGCCUUGAGGAAAUCACCAAUGAUGCCAGAAAAUGCUGAAAAUGAAGGAGAUGCCUUAUUACAAUUCACAGCAGAGUUUUCUUCAAGAUACGGUGACUGCCAUCCUGUUUAUUUCAUUGGGUCACUAGAGGCUGCUUUUCAAGAAGCCUUCUAUGGAAAAGCUAGAGAUAGAAAGCUUCUUGCUAUCUACCUCCACCAUGACGAAAGUGUACUAACAAAUGUCUUCUGCUCACAAAUGCUCUGUGCUGAGUCUAUUGUCUCCUAUCUGAGUCAGAACUUCAUCACCUGGGCAUGGGACAUGACAAAAGAAGCAAACAGGGCAAGGUUUCUGACAAUGUGCACAAGACACUUCGGGAGUGUUGUAGCCCAAACAAUUAGAACUCAGAAGACAGACCAGUUCCCACUUUUCCUGAUUAUUAUGGGAAAACGAUCAUCAAAUGAAGUUUUGAAUGUAAUACAAGGUAACACAACAGUGGAUGAGCUAAUGAUGAGGCUGAUGGCUGCAAUGGAGAUCUUCAGUGCCCAGCAGCAGGAGGACAUAAAGGAUGAGGAUGAACGUGAAGCCAGAGAAAAUGUGAAAAGAGAGCAGGAUGAAGCGUAUCGCAUAUCGCUGGAGGCUGACAGAGCAAAGAGGGAAGCACAAGAGAGAGAAAUGGCAGAGCAGUUUCGCUUGGAACAGAUUCGAAAAGAACAGGAGGAAGAACGUGAGGCUAUCAGGCUCUCUCUGGAGCAAUCUUUGCCUCCUGAACCCAAAGAGGAGAGCACUGAGUCCGUCAGCAAACUGCGCAUUCGGACGCCCAGCGGGGAGUUCUUUGAGCGACGUUUCCUGGCCAGCAGCAAGCUCCAGGUUGUCUUUGAUUUUGUAGCUUCCAAGGGAUAUCCUUGGGAGGAGUACAAGCUGCUGGGCACCUUUCCGAGGAGAGAUGUGACCCAGAUUGAUCCAAACAAAUCAUUACUGGAGGUAAAACUGUAUCCUCAAGAAACCCUUUUCCUAGAGGCAAAAGAAUAGAUGAAACCAGAUUGUAGGACUGCUCAUCCUGUGACAAGCCAGAGGCACAGUAUUGAAAGGAAGACUUCUGUCAACACCACCUUGUACUGUCAUCCAACUCAGUUCAUUGUCAUGACUUUGCCUCUUGCAAGAAUCCUGAAAAAAAAAAAAAAAAGAUAAAAACCCAUAGCUACUUAAAGUUUCACAUACAUGAGUAUAUGUUUUCCAACCUCAUUUAAAUGAGCAGAGGAUAAAAUUCUGCUAUGAACACUGAACAUUACGACUCUGUUACUCACUUAUCAUCCAGCUUUUGUUAUAAUUAAUGCACUGUUAAAAUGUGAGUGAUUGUUAAGUAGAAUUUUUACUCCUCAAAUGCCCCUUUUUCACCAAGGAACUUGGACAUUUCUGCCUGUACUUUUGACACUAGAAUGCUGUAUAUUUGAUAUCUCGCUGAGCCAGUGCUCUCAUAUAUAUGCAUUUUAUUUCUGUGUUUGAAUUUCUACUCUGUCAACUAAUUUAAAAAGGCAGAAAAAAAAUAAUGGGACAUUCUCAGCCAUGAAAAUUUAACAGUAUUAUAGUAGAAAGCAUAUAAUUUUUGUUAGUACUUUCUGACUUCUUUGAUAAGAUGUAAGGUUUUGUUUGAAGAAUAUAGUUUGGCAUAUAUGCGAGAUAUUUAUUUACUGGUUCUGCUUUGGGUCUCAGUUCUGAUUCAGUUUAGGAAGUAUUUUCCAUUACAUUGCAGUGUGUGAAACUGCUUAUUGCAUGAUGUGAAUAUUUAAAUAACAUUAGAAACGGCCAGUACCAGAAACCUGGUAUCUUGCCAACACUUCAGGAAUCAGCUGCUAUUGAAUAUCAGCUGUUAAAAACCUUUCAAAUACCAGAUACAAAAGUUCUUUAUUUCUGAUUGUGAAAGAAAGGGCAGUUCCCAUUUUAGCAGUUUUCCUUCAUUCUGGCACUUGUUUGUAUCCUAUUACUCUGCUGUUUUAAAGCACCUUGUUUGUUUCAUCAAACAAUGAGUAUCUUAAGAGGUGGUGUAAUAAGAAAUCUGCCUUAUUAUUGCACACUUUGGACAUUUUAACAAUAGAUUACUGAUCCCAUCUCAAAUUAAAGAAAUCCUAGUUCUCUUGUCUGCAAUGUAUGCACCAACUACCUGCUAUCUGAUGUGGAAAAAUCUGGUACUUUAAAUGUCUCAAUUACAGAAUGAGCAUACUGAGUCUAAGAUCCUAACUUACACUUGAUGCCAAACCUGCAUCAAAACUGGUUUGGUUAAUUUUUUUUUUUCUGUUUUCCUUUUUUUUUUUUUUCCUUUUUAAUCUCUGGUCUUACAGGAUGGUGCACAAUAGCACUACAGAAUCAUCAUCUGCUAAUCAAAGCUUGGCACAUUGUUUUCUACAUGUGUUUAUAUGUAGUUCAUUAGUGUUUAGCAAAAUGGGUUUUGAUUUGAACAUGUUAUACUAAGAAGAAACCAUUUGCACACAUCUAUUAGUCUUUCUUUUUUCUUCUUUGGAAGGAUGGUAAUAUAAAAUUAAAUGUAUGCCUAUUAUUAGGGUGUUAGUGAAGCCAAUAUAUUGUUACCUUUACCAAAAAAUGCAGAUUUCUGAGCAGGGAAAGCCUUAUUCUACCUUUUGUAAUUCUGUAAUUAGUGAGUGCUACAUCAGACACUUUUAGAAGUGAAGUAUCUAUGACAACAGAAAGAUAAACUUGUGUGUAAUGGAAAGCUGAAUGCAGACACUUCGUUCUGAACUUCUGUUUUCUUCCAAAAAAAAAAAUCCACUAUGUUUAUUAAAUAAGAAAUUAACAUUUGUAGGUUGCAAAUUGAGGUGAUGCUCUUUCUACCAACAAUCACAGUUACACAUACAGCAGGAUUUUCAAGUGAUGCAUAUCUCUUUUUUUUUUUUAGUUUUACUCUUCCUUCUAAGCUGGGUAUUGAGGAAAGGAAUUGCUGAAAUACUGCUACACAAAGCAAAGCAAUCUUUCAGCUGACUUGUUUAUAUUAAUCUGUUUAACUUCUGUUUGAUCUCAUCAGGCUGUUUCCUCUCACUCAACUUUAUUUCUGUAUUUUGACUAUAUAUUCUUUACUUUGAUACUAGUUUCAUAAAGUUAUUAAAUGUGGCUUGAAUAUUUGUUGAACUUGUUGAAGUCAGUGCUCCCAGGGUUUAUUUGACCUUUUUUUUUUUUUUUUUUGUCAGUGCUUUCAUUAUUUUUACCCCCUUUGUUUAUAUUGCAGAAUACACUGUCAUUAUCAAAACUCCUGGUGAUAAUUAACUGGAAGUGUUCAAAGUGGUGGCAUUACUGCCCUUUGAUAUAAAGACACCAAGAUCAGUAUAUAAAGAUCAUUCUGCCACAAC
Messenger RNA from Calypte anna (Anna's hummingbird), 4836 nucleotides. RefSeq names its product Fas associated factor 1 (gene FAF1). Gene Ontology annotation, cellular component: nucleus; endoplasmic reticulum. The transcript is spliced from 19 exons. Lineage: Eukaryota; Metazoa; Chordata; Aves; Apodiformes; Trochilidae. The record is from RefSeq and is a predicted model, not a curated record. The coding region runs from base 557 to 2509 and encodes 650 amino acids. Gene Ontology annotation, molecular function: ubiquitin binding; NF-kappaB binding.